This is a messenger RNA of Musa acuminata subsp. malaccensis (wild Malaysian banana), 915 nucleotides long. RefSeq names its product calcium-binding protein CP1. The record is from RefSeq and is a predicted model, not a curated record. Gene Ontology annotation, molecular function: calcium ion binding. NCBI's taxonomy places the organism in Eukaryota, Viridiplantae, Streptophyta, Magnoliopsida, Zingiberales, Musaceae.
UUAUCACCCGCUCGUCGCUCACCGACCCGACGGAGGCGCUUCCAGAUUCUUCCGUUCCUGUGUAGAGGAACCGUGGCAGGGAUGUGCCCUUCCGGCCGCUACCCCCGCGGCGCUCCGUCCGCCUCUGCCGCCCGUAUCCUCCGGCCGGCGUUCGACGUCCUCGACGCCGAUCGUGACGGCAAGAUCAGCCACGACGACCUCAAGGCCUUCUUCUCCUCCGGCUUCGCGGCGCCUCUCUCGGACGAGGACAUCGGGUCCAUGAUCUAUACCGCCGACGCCGACCGCAACGGGCUGGUGGAAUUCGAGGAGUUCGAGCGGGUCCUCAGCGGCCGCGGCGGGGGGAGAUCCGGCGGCGACGUCAUGGCGGAGGCGUUCCGCGUGAUGGAUCGGGACGGGGACGGGAAGGUGGGGUUCGGGGACCUGAAGGCGUACCUGUCAAUGGCGGGGCUGCCGGCCGGCGACGCGGAUGUUUGGGGGAUGUUACGGAUGGGCGGCGGCGGUGACGCGGUCAGCUUCGACGCCCUCCUCAGGAUCCUGGCCGUCGACUUCGCCAAUGGCCCGUGAGCUGUUUGGUAUCUGUCCCUGUUCUUUCGUGAAUCAACACCAUAAGGUAUUUUCCUUCAAUAAAAGUCGAAGAGAGUCGCUUCGGUAGCUCAUUAAAUGUACGUCGUCGUUUUUGUCAAACGUCAACAUGGUACGAAAUCCAAUAAAAAAAUUAGAAAUAAAAGAUAGAUAGUCAGAUUACAUUCGAAAAUUAGAAAAUUAAGAAAAUAUUACUAUAAUAAUCUAUAGAUGAUUUUAAUACUCUUGAAUUAAUUAAGCUAUUGUCUUGUAUAAAACUUAGAUGAAGAAAUUUAUAUUGCAGUCCUAUGUAAAUGGCAAACGCUAAUAUGAACUCUUCGUAUGCUUACUUGA